Molecule: messenger RNA, 7989 nt
Organism: Prionailurus viverrinus (fishing cat)
Lineage: Eukaryota; Metazoa; Chordata; Mammalia; Carnivora; Felidae
Gene: TET3
Product: tet methylcytosine dioxygenase 3
Exons: 12
Coding region: 597-5978 (1793 amino acids)
Biological process (GO): positive regulation of transcription by RNA polymerase II; oxidative demethylation
Cellular component (GO): nucleus
Molecular function (GO): zinc ion binding; DNA binding; DNA 5-methylcytosine dioxygenase activity
Source: RefSeq, a predicted model, not a curated record
CUCCUCGGCCCGGGCGGGGGGCUCCGCGCGCCCAGCUCGGCCCGGCCAGGCGCUCCGUGAGGCGGGCGCCCCAGGCGGCGGCGGCGGCCGCGACGGUGGUGGCGGCGGCAGCGCGGGCCGGGAAACUUUGCCCCUUUGUGCGCUCCGCCCCGGAGGCGGCGGGCAGGCAGCACUGCCUUCUCCAUCAUCCUGACCCCAGAGGACAAUUACCAGGAGGAGAAACUCCUCACCCUGCCCAGCCCCCACCACACACUCACCUGCUCACCUCAUGCCUGGGUCCAGGGUGGGUGAGGGUGAAGAACCCACCCAGUCAAGAUGAUCCCUUCUCUGGGGACCGCUGCUGGUGUCCUGCCCCAGAUCCUGGGCCCCAGCAGUUGGGAGAGUGGCCCCCAGCUGAGCCCUAUCAGACUGCUGCAGAGGAGGUGAAGAGGGGUUGAGAAGAGGCGCCCAUCCUGGAGUCUGGAGCUGCUUGCCUUCACCCGCGUACACUCUUGACUGUUUUAGGAAAGAAGGACCUGGUGGUGGCCUUUGCAGGCAGGCAAGAAGCUGGACCGUGGCUUUAUUCUGGCACCUAUGCCCCUACCUCUGGCAGCGUCAUGAGCCAGUUUCAGGUGCCCCUGGCAGUCCAACCGGACCUGCCAGGUCUUUAUGACUUCCCUCAGGGCCAGGUGAUGGUAGGGGGUUUCCAGGGACCUGGGCUCCCCAUGGCCGGGAGUGAACCCCAACUCCGAGGGGGUGGAGAUGGGCGAAAGAAACGAAAACGGUGUGGUACUUGUGAGCCGUGCCGGCGGCUGGAAAACUGCGGGGCUUGCACCAGCUGCACCAACCGCCGCACGCACCAGAUCUGCAAACUGCGCAAGUGUGAGGUGCUGAAGAAAAAAGUGGGGCUUCUCAAGGAGGUGGAAAUAAAGGCUGGUGAAGGAGCCGGGCCGUGGGGACAAGGGGCUGCUGUCAAGACAGGCUCAGAGCUCAGCCCAGUUGAUGGACCUGUUCCAGGUCAGAUGGACUCAGGGCCAGUGUACCAUGGGGACUCACGGCAGCUAAGCGCCUCAGGGGUGCCGGUCAAUGGUGCUAGAGAACCCGCUGGACCCAGUCUGCUGGGGACUGGGGGUCCUUGGCGAGUAGACCAGAAGCCCGACUGGGACGCUGCCCCAGGCCCAGCUCACACUGCUCGCCUGGAAGAUGCCCACGAUCUGGUGGCCUUUUCGGCUGUGGCCGAAGCUGUGUCCUCUUACGGGGCCCUUAGCACCCGGCUUUAUGAAACCUUCAACCGUGAGAUGAGUCGCGAGGCUGGGAACAACAGCAGGGGACCCCGGUCAGGGCCCGAGGGCUGCUCUGCUGGCAGCGAAGACCUGGACACACUGCAGACGGCCCUGGCCCUCGCUCGGCAUGGCAUGAAACCGCCCAACUGCAACUGCGAUGGCCCAGAAUGCCCUGACUACCUCGAGUGGCUGGAGGGGAAGAUCAAGUCUGUGGUCGUGGAGGGAGGGGAAGAGCGGCCCAGGCUCCCAGGGACUCUACCUUCUGGUGAGGCUGGCCUCCCAGCACCCAGCACCAGGCCACUCCUCAGCUCUGAGGUUCCCCAAAUACCUCCCCCAGAGGGCCUGCCCCUGUCCCAGAGUGCCCUGAGCAUCGCCAAGGAAAAGAACAUCAGCCUGCAGACAGCCAUCGCCAUUGAGGCCCUCACACAGCUCUCCUCUGCCCUCCCUCAGCCUUCCCACUCCUCCUCCCAGGCUUCUUGCCCCCUCCCUGAGGCCUUGUCCCCUCCUGCCCCUUUCCGAUCUCCCCAGUCCUACCUCCGGGCCCCCUCGUGGCCUGUGGUCCCCGCUGAAGAGCACGCGUCCUUUGCUCCUGAUAGCCCUGCCUUCCCUCCAGCAACUCCUAGGACAGAGUUUCCUGAAGCCUGGGGCACUGAUACCCCACCAGCAACUCCACGGAGCUCUUGGCCCAUGCCCCGCCCAAGCCCUGACCCCAUGGCUGAACUGGAGCAGUUGUUGGGCAGCGCCAGUGAUUACAUCCAGUCAGUAUUCAAGCGGCCUGAGGCCCUGCCCACCAAGCCCAAGGUCAAGGUGGAGGUGCCCUCUUCCUCCCCAGCCCCUUCCCCAUCCCCCAUGCUCCAGAGGGAGGCUCCUGCCGCACCCGCAGAGCCCGACACCCACCAGAAGGCCCAGACCGCCCUGCAGCAGCACCUUCACCAUAAGCGCACUCUUUUCCUGGACCAGGCCCACGAUGGCUCCUUCCCCCCUCCCACGGAGCCUCCUGCUCCGGGCUGGUGGGCCCCACCAAGUUCACCUGCCCCACGGCCUCCAGAGAGACCACCCAAGGAGAAGAAGAAGAAGCCCCUGGCACCAGCUGGAGGUCUCGUGGGAACCGAGAAAGCCGCCCUUGGAAUCAAGCCCAGUGUCCGGAAGCCCAUUCAGAUCAAGAAGUCCAGGCCACGGGAAGCACAGCCUCUCUUCCCGCCUCUGCGGCAAAUUGUCCUGGAAGGGCUGAGGUCCCCAGCCUCUGAGGAUGCGCAGGCACAUCCACCUGCCCCUGUCCCAGCUUCACAGGGCUCUGCUGUCCCCUUGCCCCCAGAACCUUCUCUUGCGCUAUUUGCACCUAGUCCCUCCGGGGACAGCCUGCUGCCCCCUACUCAGGAAAUGAGGUCCCCUAGCCCCAUGGCGACCCUGCAGCCGGGCUCUGCCGGCCCUCUUCCCCCUGCCGAUGACAAGCUGGAAGAGCUCAUCCGGCAGUUUGAAGCUGAAUUCGGGGAUAGCUUUGGGCUUCCCGGCCCCCCAUCUGUGCCCAUUCAGGACCCCGAGAACCAGCCAACAUGUCUCCCAGCCCCCGAGAGUCCUUUUUCUACCCGUUCCCCCAAGCAAAUCAAGAUCGAGUCUUCAGGGGCUGUGACUGUGCUCUCAACCACCUGCUUCCAUUCAGAGGAGGGAGGCCAGGAGGCCACACCCACCAAGGCCGAGAACCCACUCACACCCACCCUCAGUGGCUUCCUGGAGUCCCCUCUUAAGUACCUGGACACACCCACCAAGAGUCUGCUGGACACACCUGCAAAGAGAGCCCAGGCUGAGUUCCCCACCUGCGAUUGUGUCGAACAAAUAGUGGAGAAAGAUGAAGGUCCAUAUUAUACUCACCUGGGAUCUGGCCCCACGGUAGCCUCUAUCCGGGAACUCAUGGAGGAGCGGUAUGGAGAGAAGGGGAAAGCCAUCCGGAUCGAGAAGGUCAUCUACACUGGGAAGGAGGGGAAGAGCUCACGCGGCUGCCCCAUUGCAAAGUGGGUGAUCCGCAGGCACACGCUGGAGGAGAAGCUACUGUGCCUGGUGCGGCACCGGGCAGGCCACCACUGCCAGAACGCGGUGAUCGUCAUCCUCAUCCUGGCCUGGGAGGGCAUCCCCCGCAGCCUCGGAGACACCCUCUACCAAGAGCUCACUGACACCCUCCGGAAGUACGGGAACCCAACCAGCCGGAGAUGUGGCCUCAACGAUGACCGGACCUGCGCUUGUCAAGGCAAAGACCCCAACACCUGCGGUGCCUCCUUCUCCUUUGGUUGUUCCUGGAGCAUGUACUUCAACGGCUGCAAAUACGCUCGGAGCAAGACGCCUCGCAAGUUCCGCCUCGUGGGGGACAACCCCAAGGAGGAAGAAGUGCUCCGGAAGAGUUUCCAGGACCUGGCUACUGAAGUUGCUCCCCUGUACAAGAGGCUAGCCCCCCAGGCCUAUCAGAACCAGGUGACCAAUGAGGAAAUAGCGAUUGACUGCCGCCUGGGGCUGAAGGAAGGGCGGCCCUUCUCGGGGGUCACAGCCUGCAUGGAUUUCUGCGCCCAUGCCCACAAGGACCAGCAUAACCUGUACAACGGCUGCACAGUGGUCUGCACCCUGACCAAGGAAGACAAUCGCUGCGUGGGCAAGAUUCCUGAGGACGAGCAGCUGCACGUGCUCCCCCUGUACAAGAUGUCCAACACAGACGAGUUUGGCAGUGAGGAGAACCAGAAUGCCAAGGUGGGCAGCGGGGCCAUCCAGGUGCUCACCGCCUUCCCCCGUGAGGUCCGGCGCCUGCCCGAGCCUGCCAAGUCCUGCCGCCAGCGGCAGCUGGAAGCCAGAAAGGCGGCAGCCGAGAAGAAGAAGGUUCAGAAAGAGAAGCUGAGUACUCCCGAGAAGAUCAAACAGGAGGCCCUGGAGCUGGCCGGCAUCUCCACUGACCCAGGCCUGGCUCUGAAGGGUGGACUUUCCCAGCAAGGCCUGAAGCCCUCCCUCAAAGUGGAGCCGCAGAACCACUUCAGCUCCUUCAAGUACAGCGGCAACGCAGUCGUGGAGAGCUACUCGGUGCUGGGCAACUGCCGGCCUUCCGACCCGUACAGCAUGAACAGCGUGUACUCCUACCACUCCUACUAUGCACAGCCCAGCCUGACCUCUGUCAACGGCUUCCACUCCAAGUAUGCUCUUCCGUCAUUCGGCUACUACGGCUUUCCAUCCAGCAACCCCGUCUUCCCCUCGCAGUUCCUGGGUCCUAGCACCUGGGGACACAGUGGCAGCAGCAGCAGUUUUGAAAAGAAGCCAGACCUCCACGCUCUGCACAGCAGCCUGAGCCCGGCCUACGGUGGUGCUGAGUUUGCCGAGCUGCCUGGCCAGGCUGUUCCCACGGACACCCACCACCCCACUCCUCACCACCAGCAGCCUGCUUAUCCAGGCCCCAAGGAGUAUCUGCUUCCCAAGGCUCCCCAGAUCCACCCAGCAUCCAGGGACCCCUCUCCCUUUGCACAGAGUUCCAACUGCUACAACAGAUCCAUCAAGCAAGAGCCAGUAGACCCACUGGUCCAGGCCGAAUCUAUACCCAGAGACCCUGGUAAGAUGAACAAAACACCUUUGCCCGAGGCUUCUCAGAACGGGGGACCCAACCACCUAUGGGGACAGUACUCAGGAGGCCCAAGCAUGUCCCCUAAGAGGACUAACAGUGUGGGUGGCAGCUGGGGUGUGUUCCAUCCUGGGGAGAGCCCUGCGAUCAUCCCCGACAAGCUCAGCUCUUUUGGGGCUGGCUGCCUGACCCCUUCCCACUUCCCAGAUGGCCAGUGGGGGUUGUUCCCUGGGGAGGGGCAGCAGCCAGCCCCCCAGCCUGGAGGACGGCUCCGAGGCAAACCGUGGAGCCCCUGCAAGUUUGGGAACAACACCUCGGCCUUGGCCGGGCCCGGCCUGACUGAGAAGCCUUGGGGGGUUGGGGCCGGGGAUUUCAGCUCUGCCCUGAAAGGUGGUCCUGGCUUCCAAGACAAGUUGUGGAGCCCCUUGAAGGGAGAGGAGGGAAGGAUUCCAACCCCGGGGGCGAGCCAGCUGGACAAAGCCUGGCAGUCCUUCGGCCUGCCCCUGGGCUCCACUGAGAAGCUGUUUGGGGCCCUGAAGUCGGAGGAGAAGCUGUGGGAUCCCUUCAGCCUGGAGGAGGGCGCUGCUGAGGACCCCCCUAACAAGGGGGCGGUGAAGGAGGAGAAGAACGGUGGGGCCGAGGAGGAGGAGGAGCUGUGGUCUGACAGCGAACACAACUUCCUGGACGAGAACAUCGGCGGCGUGGCCGUGGCCCCUGCUCACGGCUCAAUCCUCAUCGAGUGUGCCCGGCGGGAGCUGCAUGCCACCACGCCCCUCAAGAAACCCAACCGCUGCCACCCCACCCGCAUCUCGCUGGUCUUCUACCAGCAUAAGAACCUCAACCAGCCCAAUCAUGGGCUGGCCCUCUGGGAGGCCAAGAUGAAGCAGCUGGCGGAGAGGGCCCGGGCGCGGCAGGAGGAGGCCGCCCGGCUGGGCCUGGGCCAGCAGGAGGCCAAGCUCUACGGGAAGAAGCGCAAAUGGGGGGGCGCCAUGGUUGCUGAGCCUCAGCAUAAGGAGAAGAAGGGGACUGUCCCCACCCGGCAGGCACUGGCCGUGCCCACAGACUCAGCAGUCACCGUGUCCUCCUACGCCUACACGAAGGUCACUGGGCCCUACAGCCGCUGGAUCUAGGUGCCAGGGUGCCAGGGAGCCAGCGUACCUCAGCGUCGGGCCCCGCCCGAGCUGCCUCUGUGGUGCUUUUGCCCUCACACCUGGGGGCGGGUUGGGGGUGCAGAAGUCUUUUUAUCUAUAUAUACAUAUAUAGAUAUGCAUAUAUAUGUAUUUAUGGUCCAAACCUCAGAACUGACCCGCCCCUCCCUUUCCCCCACUUCCCCAGCACUUUGAAGAAGAAACUACGGCUGUCGGGUGAUUUUUUUCGUGAUCUUAAUAUUUAUAUCUCCACGUUGGUUUUUUUUUUCCCCCCCUUGUUUGGGGGGGGUGGCUUUUAUUUCCUCUUGUUUUUAAAACUUUAUCCUUGUAUAUCACAAUAAUGGAAAGAAAGUUUAUAGUGUCCUUUCACAAAGGAGUAGUUUUAAAUUCCAUUUAAAAUGUGUAUUUAUUGGAUUUUUUAAAAAGCGACAAUAGUAAUGGUAAAGGAUCGGCAGGAAAGGCCAAAAGCGCUCCUUCCUGCCCAGUCUUGCUGGGCCCAGUGAGCCUGGCCCUCUUGGGAGCUGACAAGGUUCUCUCAGCCAUCUGCCCCUCAUGAGCCAAGUGCAGAUUUGUAGCCACCCGGUCCAUCCCUCCUGACAGAUGCGCCUUCCCUUCAGGGGAGGGAUCCCUCAGGACAGCUUCUGUCCUCUCCAGUAGGAUGGGAGAAUCUGUAGAAAAACAGCUGGAGUCCCUUUUCCAGUCACCGGCUUGGCAUCGGGGACGGGGCGGGGGGCAGGUGCACCCCAGGCCAGGCACCUGAGAUGCUGGUGUAGAUUUCCCCAGAAACUAGGUUGGUAGUAGACAGCUUCAAGCUUGCUAGUCUCCACACUGAAUCCUCUCUGUCCGUUAUUUAUCAAGUCACAUGAUGUCAUGGUUCCCUAGGCAGCACCUCCUGAUGGAGCUGGAGUUGAGAGGCUCUUAGGAGCCGUUUCCACCAGGGUUGACAAGCCAAUGAAUACUGGGCUGAAGGAAUUUGUCUUAGUGGCAGUCUUUCCUAAAAUGCCCGAGAGUCUAUGCUGAUCCUGAAAAAGGGCUACUGUAUCUCUAAAAACAAGAAGUUGAACCCAAGCUGUGAAAAGCCAGCAUUGUGCCGUCCCUCCGUGCACAGUGCUGUGCAGAGCCUGGUGCUGUAGUAUUGUGCUGGGACUUGCUUGACUCUUGGGCAGGUCACAUCCUGCGGGAGCUCAGCACACCAGUGUAACGGCAGUUAACGCAUCUCUCUCUAUUCCUGGAUUUCCAUGUUGGACAAUGGUGCAGGCCUCACGCCCAAGCCGGCCCCCGCCAUGCUACCAUUGGUGGGGGUGGGCUUACACUUAUCAAUUUUAAAAUGCAGGAGUCAAACAUUUUCAGCAGGUAGCUAUGAUUGUCCUCCCUAAUUGGUGCCAUUUCUCUAUUUGAUCAUUUUCUCCUUUCCUUCCUUCCCUCUCCACCCACUUGAACUCGCCCGUUCUAAAAUUCUGGUGCAUUUGUUCAGUUCUUUGAAAUGAGAAUGUGGUGCUUAAUUUUUGCAACUUCUUUGAGAGAGGCUGGGCCUAACUGGUGGAAGCAACAUUUGUCGACAGCAAGUCAGACUUCCUGGAGUGUUUGUUUUUCCUGUGGUAUUAGCAAAGUUCCUAUGAAGCUACCCAUGUAGAUGUGUGUGGUGAACGGGAGGUUUCAUCAGGACACACAGAGGGGAUCAUGGCCACACAGUGAAAUGACAACCAAGCCCUGAGAUAAAUGUCAGAUAUUUAUUGAGCAGUUUUUUUUUUUUUCAGAUGUGGGUCUUUGUAAAACGAGUUUAACAAUCAGAUGACGAUGCUAAAGGCAAGUCCCUGAGCUUCCAGGUGCCUUGUGUAAGAGCUGAGAACCGACCCGCUGGCUGUUCGCUGUAACUGUUCAGAAGCACUGGCGGAGAGUCGCUGUAAGAUGUCCUGAGCAUUUAUGUGGUCUGGUUUUAAUUGUAAAUAGUGAAAGAUUUUUUUAAGCACUUUUGCCUAGAUUUAAACAGCAA